AUGUCCCCGCCUCCCCAGUCGAAGGAUUCAGAAUCUUUAUCCGUGCAGACCUAUCAGGAUUAUCGCUCGGGUUACACGAGGGAUUAUGUCAACACAACACCGAGCUUAUGCCAUUUCCGUGACGAGGAUGGAUCGUGGAUCCCUCCCGGCUGGCAGACAUUCUGCUUAAAGGUGGGCUUUGAGGUCACUGGUGGUGGUGGUGGUGGAUAUAAACACUGGGCAGCAUGGUCCGGAUCACAUAAGGAUAGGGCUCUUGUCUCGCACGAGCCUGCGGCGCUAUUGAACACCACACAAAACCUGGCUCUCCCGCAUGGUUGAUCUUGGGGAUGAUAGAUUGACGCGGCGUGGCGGCACAGCUUGGACACACACCCACUUACAUACAUACAUACAUACAUACAUACACACAGACAGACAGACAGGGUUUUGGUUGUGUAACCAAUAUGUAUCUGCACGGUUUCCCUCACAAGACCAUGUCGAUGAGGCUAUUCCGGAACGAAACAGGAUUAAGGCCGCAUACCUAGACCGACCUACCUAGUUAGUUUCUUCGAAUCAGAUAGCACCGAUCAGGGGAGGGGGUAAUCACCGGGCUGGUGACUGAUCAGGAUGGAUGGGAUGGUACCUACCUUAUGGGAAAGGGUUGUUGUUGGGAGAAAAGAACUGUGCGUGUAACGACACUGAUAACCUACCUACCUACCUACCUACCUACCUAACUACCUACUUACCUGCCUGCCUGCCUGC
This is a messenger RNA of Podospora pseudopauciseta, 738 nucleotides long. RefSeq lists its product as uncharacterized. The coding region runs from base 1 to 318 and encodes 105 amino acids. The transcript is spliced from 4 exons. The record is from RefSeq and is a predicted model, not a curated record. NCBI's taxonomy places the organism in Eukaryota, Fungi, Ascomycota, Sordariomycetes, Sordariales, Podosporaceae.